GUCACUUCCGCCCUGCGUCAUCCUGGUUUCGCCUUGUUGUUUCCGGAAGCGGAAGUGGUCUUUGCUCUCUAUCUUUUUUUAUCUUGGUUUGUCGGUGUCUCGUUCUCUCCGGUGUCACGAUGGGAAAAGGAGGCGGCACGUUUGAGAGGCUUCUGGAUAAAGCCACCAGCCAGCUUCUUCUGGAGACAGACUGGGAAUCCAUCCUGCAGAUCUGUGACAUGAUCCGCCAAGGAGACACUCAGGCCAAAUAUGCUGUGGCCUCCAUCAAGAAGAAAGUGAAUGACAAAAACCCACAUGUAGCUCUUUUUGCUCUGGAGGUAUUGGAGUCCGUGGUGAAGAACUGCGGCUCGACGGUCCACGAUGAGGUGGCAAAUAAACAGACUAUGGAGGAGCUAAAAGAACUACAAAAGCGACAGGUAGAACCAAACGUACGGAACAAGAUCCUGUAUCUGAUCCAGGCCUGGGCCCACGCUUUCCGGAACGAACCCAAGUAUAAGGUUGUGCAGGACACCUACCAGAUCAUGAAGGUGGAGGGACACAAUUUUCCCGAGUUCAAGGAAAGCGAUGCCAUGUUUGCAGCAGAGCGGGCUCCUGACUGGGUGGAUGCUGAGGAGUGCCACCGCUGCCGCGUUCAGUUUGGUGUGGUAACACGCAAGCAUCACUGCCGAGCCUGUGGACAAAUCUUCUGCGGAAAAUGCUCCUCCAAAUAUUCUACCAUCCCUAAAUUCGGCAUAGAGAAAGAAGUGCGCGUGUGUGAGCCCUGCUUCGAACAGCUAAACAAGAAAGGUGAAGGUGGCGGCGGCGGCGGCGGCAGUGGCGGCAAACCCGCCACCACUGGUGAACUGCCCCCGGAGUACCUGACCAGCCCCCUAUCUCAGCAGUCACAGAUGCCACCUAAGAGAGACGAAACCGCUCUGCAAGAGGAAGAGGAGCUGCAGCUUGCGAUCGCCUUGUCACAAUCUGAGGCUGAAGAGAAGGAAAGGAUGAGGCAGAAAACCACCUACGGCGUGUAUCCAAAAGCAGAGCCCACCCCCGUCACCUCCUCAGCCCCACCAGCCAGUACUCUGUACUCUUCUGUUGUGAAUUCAUCUGCACCUUUUGCUGAAGAGAUCGAUCCAGAGCUGGCCCGAUACCUGAACCGAAAUUAUUGGGAGAAAAAACAGGAAGAAGUCCGGAAAAGUCCGACUCCUUCCGCCCCUGUGCCGAUGAGUGAUCCGGUGGUGCAGGUGGCCGAGGUGCCUCCCGUCAGCAUGGUGAAUGUGAUGGAGCAGCAAUACCAGAAUGGGGAAUCUGAGGAGAAUCACGAGCAGUUCCUGAAGGCCCUCCAGAACGCGGUCACCACCUUCGUAAACCGCAUGAAGAGCAACCACAUGCGCGGCCGCAGCAUCACGAAUGAUUCCGCAGUCCUGUCGCUGUUCCAGUCCAUUAACAACAUGCACCCGCAGCUUCUGGAGCUGCUCAACCAGCUGGACGAGAGGCGACUGUACUACGAAGGUCUGCAGGACAAGCUGGCGCAGAUCAGGGAUGCCCGCGGAGCGCUGAAUGCUCUGAGGGAGGAGCACAGGGAAAAACUGCGACAGGCCGCCGAGGAAGCCGAGCGACAGCGGCAAAUUCAACUGGCACAGAAGCUUGGGAUUAUGAGACAAAAGAAGCAGGAAUAUUUGGAGAUGCAGCGGCAACUGGCUAUCCAGCGCCUGCAAGAACAAGAAAAAGAGAGACAGAUGAGGUUGGAGCAGCAGAAGCAGACCAUCCAGAUGAGAGCCCAGAUGCCGGCGUUCCAGCUCCCCUAUGCGCAGCUGCAGUCCCUGCCGUCAUCUGGUGGUGUCAUGUACCCACCCUCAGGUCCUAAUGCUUAUUCCGGUACGUUUAGUCCUUCUGGGUCAGUGGAGGGGUCCCCUAUGCAUGGAGUGUACAUGAAUCAAGCUGGACAGCCAACGUCCGCUCCCUACGCUGGGAUGCCCGUGCCUGGUACCGAUCCCGGCAUGGUCAAUGCCUACAUGUAUCCACCAGGAUCGGCUCCAGCAGCUCAGCAGGGCCAACCUGUGCCAACUACCAACCCAGCAUACACCUCUUACCAGCCCACCCCUACACAGCCCUACCAAACUGUGGCCUCACAAAGCCUCCCCUCCAUGUCCCAGAAUCCUCCAGCCAGUGGAAUGACGUACAUGGGUGCGCAGUCUGUUCCCAUGGGUUAUCAGCCUUACAAUAUGCAGAAUCUCAUGACUAGCCUCCCUGGACAAGACCCAGCAAUGAGUAACAUGCCCUCACAGCAGACUUUUAUCCCUGGACAACAACCUAUGUAUCAACCUAUGCCAGUCGGCGCUGGUCAGCAGCAGCCUCCACAGCAGCAGGCGGCACACGGUCAGCAGGUGCAAGGCGGAAGCGAAGCCCAGUUAAUCUCCUUCGAUUGACGCACUGUUGGUUCACUUAUCCUGCCCCCUGCUGGCGAUUCCUACCGCCAUGUGUAGCAUGCAUACUUUGCCAGUACUGCUGCAGUAAAACACUACAUUUAUCUACCUGCCAUUUUCAGUGUCUGCCUAGCUUUACCUCCUGCCGGCUCUCACACCCAUCAUCAUGCUGCUGCUCUCGACUAACAUUGUAAACUAUUUGUAGCUUCUCUUUGUCUUACAAUUGCUUUAUAUUGUCACUGUCUCUUACCGUGCACUUUACCUGCAAUGCAUUCUCCCCAUGGAGGAGCCACCGGCGUCCAUGCAUAGCACAGACAACCAUUAAUAUGAAAAUGAUCCAUCAGCAGGUUUUUAGGGAUCCCACCCCCCAGUUGAUCGGAUAGUUGGCAGGGCAGUACUGAGCCCCUUUUAUUAAAAAAUAAAUAAAUAAAUAAUGAUCAAGUCUUCUAAUAAUAAUUUCAGUAAAUCCCUUCUUCUCCUAGAUUCCUCUGACACUGAAGUGAUCUGCUCACGUACUAUAGGACCAUUGUGCAUUGGGGGGGGAUACAUAUUAGUAAAUUUAAAAAGCCGGAGGCAUUAAAAGUGACAAGUCAAAAGUUUUGAUGUGUCUCUAGGACAGGGUUUCCCAACCAGGGUGCCUCCAGCUGUUGAUGUACUACAACUCACAGCAUGUCCGGACAGCCUUUGGUUGGGAAACACACGUUUCUAGGACAGUGUUUCACAACCAGGGUGCCUCCAGCUGUUGAAAAACUAUAACUCACAGCAUGUCUGGACAGCCUUCGGUUAUGAAACACAUGUAUCUAGGACAGUUUCCCAACCAGGGCGCCUCCAGCUGUUGCAAAACUACAACUCCCAGAAUGCCCGGACAGCCUUUGGUUGGGAAACGCAUGUUUCUAGGACAGUGUUUCACAACCAGGGUGCCUCCAGCUGUUGCAAAACUACAACUCCCAACAUGCCCAGACAGCCUUCGGUUGGGAAACACAUGUCUCUAGAACAGGGUUUUCCAACCAGGGUGCCUCCAGCUGUUGCAAAACUAAAACUCCCAGCAUGACUAGACAGCCUUCGGUUGGGAAACACAUGUCUCUAGAACAGGGUUUUCCAACCAGGGUGCCUCCAGCUGUUGCAAAACUAAAACUCCCAGCAUGACCAGACGGCCUUCGGUUGGGAAACACAUGUCUGGGUGCCCCCAGCUGUUGAAAAACUACAACUCCCAGCAUGCUGGAAAUUUUAGUUUUUCAACAGCUGGAGGCACCCUGGUUGGCAAACACUGCUCUAGGUAUUUAAUGUUGCUCAGACAUGUCAAAAGUUAAGAUCCCAUAGGGUCUCGGUCCUGAAACCGCUGCGACCGUGAGUUAUAGGUUGGUAAAGUGUGCGGUGGUGUGCUUCCCGCGGCCGGCCGCCCCCCCGCAAAUCUGACCUUCUUGCUCCAUAGAUUUAUGCAGGUAAAUGGUUGGAUUUGAUUGACAACCAAGGAGCGAGGUGCACCCUGCCAUGCGCUUCACCCGGCUGGAUCGCAACGGAUCUCAGGACUAAGACAACCCUGUAAGAUAACAGAAUGAAACAUGACCGGAACACUUUAUGAAAAAUAUUAGUUAGAAUACCCCUUUAUAUUUUCAAUUUAUGAUGGUCCUGAGAAAUAAAGUAGUUAUCAUUGAUUUUAGAUUUCUUGUCAGUCAUCUCAUUUAAAGGAACACUACAACACUUCAUACAUUCCACCUCUGCCUAGAACAGUGUUUCCCAACCAGGGUGCCUCCAGCUGUUGCAAAACGACAACUCCCAGCAUGCCCGGACAGCCGAAGGCUGUCCGGGCAUGCUGGGAGUUGUCGUUUUGCAACAGCUGGAGGUGCCCUGGUUGGGAUACACUGGCCUAUUCAACUUAGACUUUAGGCUCACUGUCCCUUUAAGCCAAUUGAUGAAUAGAUAUGGCAAACAGUAUGUUCCCUCUUAUAAGUCCCUUACAUGGCAGUGGAGGUGUUCGUUUCGGACCCAGGUAUGUUCUCGGGGGUGACCCCCGACGUGUUUUGCUGCUUUUUGUGCUUGUAAACUGUGAAGGUCCGGGCCAGCUGUUCUAGCCCGUGCACCGCAGAAUUCUUGCUUGUAGUAAUCCAUUGGUUUAGUGACAAUAAAACAUGUAUGAAACUAGAA
Hyla sarda is the source of this 4553-nucleotide messenger RNA. RefSeq names its product hepatocyte growth factor-regulated tyrosine kinase substrate (gene HGS). Lineage: Eukaryota; Metazoa; Chordata; Amphibia; Anura; Hylidae. The transcript is spliced from 21 exons. The record is from RefSeq and is a predicted model, not a curated record. Gene Ontology annotation, molecular function: ubiquitin binding; metal ion binding; phosphatidylinositol binding. The coding region runs from base 120 to 2411 and encodes 763 amino acids.